AUUUUACAUCAAUGAUGUUACCCUGCUCGUUAAGGUCAUUUCUUUCGCCAUUUUACUGAACAUAGAGGGAGUCAGUCAAGAAAAUUAGUUCAUGAAGUGACCUCCUCGCGUGUGGGUGUCUGGGUGUGUGCAUGUCCCACUUAUUCUUUAAUGGAGAUCGCGAAUAUAGUACCCCUAAAAGUGUUUUCUGUUAACAGGAGGUCCCGUGGCUGUCCUCCAUUUGUCUGUCCCAUAUUUCCGCUUGUCACUUAUAGCAUUUAUAAGAACCAUCUGAUUUUGAAGUUUUAAUGUAUCACAUAGGCAUCCAUGAUACAUACUUUCAAUUAAAGUAAUUUGCAUAUACAUGGACAUUAGCUGGAUUUCCCACAUAGUCUCAACAAUUAUUCGAAAAGUAUUUUUUUCUCUCUGCUAUGACAUGUUAUUUUUCACAUUGGACUCUAAGGGCCGCUGUUUCUCUUCAAAGCAAAUAUAAAGAUUUAAACUGCAGUUACACCUCCUGCAUUUCCUCUUAUGUACCACGGAGAGCAGAGCAUUCGGUCUUUAUUUUCAUCACGGAUUGUUAGUCUGAUAAUUUCGUUCUCACACUGUGGAUUAUAAACACAUCAAGAAAAAGACGAUACUGUGUAUUUGGCAGGUUUUUACCGACGCUUGGAAUUGGAUUGAUUGCUUCAAGAAUAUGCAUCUUAUCAGCAGGGAACACACGGUUCAGUGGCAAGUACGGGCCUUCAUCCUUGUUUUCCUCAUCGAGGCGACAGUCUGCCAGAUCCGCUACUCUGUCCCAGAAGAGAUGAGAAAGGGCUCUUUUGUCGGAAAUGUGGCUGAAGAUUUAGGUAUCGAUGCUAAAAGGUUGAAAUCAGGCGGUGCUCGAAUUGUUAGCGGGGAUAGCAGCGAGUAUAUUCGGCUGGAUGUAGACAAAGGAAUUCUGGUCGUGGGAGACAGAAUAGAUAGAGAGCAGCUCUGCGGACAGACAUCGCCCUGUAGCUUGAAUUUUGAAAUGAUUUUGACGAAUCCAAUGCAACUGCAUAGCGUUGUAGUCGAAGUAUUAGAUGUUAAUGAUAAUGCCCCCGCGUUUCAUGAGAAAGAAAUGCAUUUAGAAAUCCUGGAAUCAGCUCUUCCAGGAACUGAAAUAUUACAAGUGAGUGCAACAGACCCUGAUGUUGGUAUCAACGCUUUACACGACUAUACGUUACAGCCAAAAACGCAUUUUAAUAUUAAGGUGCUGUCCAGCCCAAAUGGGCAUAAGUAUGCACAGCUGUAUCUUUCUGGUGCAUUAGAUCGUGAGAAAGAGGAGAAGCUGCUUCUCACGUUAACAGCUGUGGAUGGGGGUGAACCACAGCGAUCAGGUACACUGAAAAUACACAUAACUGUCCGAGAUACAAAUGACAAUGCCCCCGUUUUUACGCAAUCAGUUUUUAAGGCCUCAGUUAAAGAAAAUGUUCCAAAAGAAACAUUAGUGGUGAGGGUGAGUGCGACAGAUGCAGAUGAAGGGAUGAACGGCCUUGUUACAUACCACUUUAAUCGUAUGUCCAGUAGUGUUGCUCAACUAUUCCAUCUGGAUGAAAACAGCGGUGAUUUAACUGUAAAUGGUGUUAUUGAUUACGAAGAGAAUAAAAUAUAUGAGAUUGGCGUUCAGGCAAAAGAUCAAGGUGGACAAAGCACAUCAACGAAUGUGAUAAUUGAGGUGACCGAUGUAAAUGACAAUGCACCUAUAAUAACACUCACUUCGUUUUCUAGUGCUAUAGCAGAGGAUUCUCCGAGUGGAACUACUGUUGCUAUCAUAAAUGUUAAAGAUCUAGAUUCAGGAAAAAAUGGUAAAGUAGACUGCUCGGUUAACGGAAAUAUCCCGUUCGCAAUCCACUCCUCUCUGAAGAAUUAUUACACUCUCGUCACAAACGGAGUCCUGGACAGGGAGCGUAAUCCUGAUUACAACAUCACUUUCACGGCUGUGGAUGAAGGCAGCCCACCACUCUCAACUAACAAGACAAUAACGCUGAGAGUGUCAGACGUAAAUGAUAAUGCUCCUGUAUUUGAACAAAGUUAUUAUGAAGCUGAUAUCAUGGAAAAUAACUCCCCAGGAUUAUCUGUGUUUUCGGUGAAAGCACAGGACUCUGACUCGGGUCAGAACGCACGAGUCUCUUACCUGCUUAUUGAUACCGAGUUAAAUGGCAACCCCAUAUCCACCUAUAUAUCUGUAAACGCAGAAAGUGGAGUUAUAGAGGCGGUGAGAUCAUUUGACUAUGAGCAAAUUAAAACCAUAAAUGUGUUUGUAAAAGGACAGGAUGGAGGUUCGCCACCUUUAAGCAGCAAUACCACAGUUAAAUUAAAUAUUCGAGAUCAGAAUGACAACCCUCCUCAGGUCCUGUAUCCAGUCCAGACUGGUGGCUCUGUGGUGGCUGAAAUGGUGCCUCGUUCAGCAGAUGUGGGCUAUCUGGUGACCAAAGUGGUGGCUGUUGAUGUGGACUCUGGACAGAAUGCGUGGCUGUCGUAUAAACUGCAGAAAGCCACAGACAGGGCUCUGUUUGAAGUGGGCUCCCAGAAUGGAGAGAUCCGAACCAUCCGCCAAGUGAGUGAUAAAGAUGCAGUGAAACAGAGACUGAGUGUUAUAGUGGAGGACAACGGUCAGCCCUCUCGUUCAGCUACAGUCAUUGUGAACGUGGCGGUGGCGGACAGCUUCCCUGAAGUUCUGUCAGAGUUCAGUGACUUUCCACACGACAAGGAGUACAAUGACAACCUGACUUUUUACUUGGUGUUGGCUCUGGCUGUGGUCUCCUUCCUGUUCAUCACGUGUUUGGUGGUUAUUAUCUCAGUGAAAAUCUACAGAUGGAGACAGUCUCGCAUCCUGUAUCAUUCCAACCUGCCUGUGAUUCCAUAUUAUCCUCCACGUUACUCAGACACUUUGGGGACAACAGGGACUCUCCAGCACGUGUACAAUUACGAGGUGUGCAGGACGACAGACUCGAGAAAGAGUGACUGUAAGUUCGGCAGAGCUGGUAGUCAGAACGUGCUGAUCAUGGAUCCCAGUUGUUCAGGGACGAUGCAGCGGAUGCAAAGUGAGAAGAGCAUCCUGGAUGAACCAGACUCUCCUCUAGAGGUGAGACUUUUUGACAAAUUCAUCCCCACCACAAAUUAUGCUUGCUUUUUUCAAAGGUUCAUUUUACUUUUUGGGCUCAUAUGUAACAAGUAAUCCAUGAGGCAUUUUCAGUUCAGUACAGCUCCACUGACACAAGUUUAAAUGUCAUUUUUGAACUGUUGCUUAAUUGGCUGUGGAGCAGGAGGCUAUAGUUGUGUUAAAG
Amphiprion ocellaris (clown anemonefish) is the source of this 3293-nucleotide messenger RNA. RefSeq names its product protocadherin gamma-A5-like. Bases 677 to 3184 code for a protein of 835 amino acids. Gene Ontology annotation, biological process: homophilic cell-cell adhesion. Gene Ontology annotation, cellular component: plasma membrane. Gene Ontology annotation, molecular function: calcium ion binding. Lineage: Eukaryota; Metazoa; Chordata; Actinopteri; Pomacentridae. The record is from RefSeq and is a predicted model, not a curated record. The transcript has a single exon.